AUGUUGAAUUUGUCUCUUGUAUCAUCAUCAUCAUCAUCAUCAUCAUCAUCAUCAUCAUCAUCAUCAUCAUCAUCAUCAUCAUCAUCAUCAUCAUCAUCAUCAUCAUCAUCAUCAUCAUCAUCAUCAUCAUCAUCAUCAUCAUCAUCAUCAUCAUCAUCAUCAUCAUCAUCAUCAUCAUCAUCAUCAUCAUCAUCAUCAUCAUCAUCAUCAUCAUCAUCAUCAUCAUCAUCAUCAUCAUCAUCAUCAUCAUCAUCAUCAUCAAUAGUAGUUGAGUUUGAUUAG
Molecule: messenger RNA, 282 nt
Organism: Schistosoma guineensis
Lineage: Eukaryota; Metazoa; Platyhelminthes; Trematoda; Strigeidida; Schistosomatidae
Source: the annotation of a GenBank genome assembly